UGAAGUGUUUCCGUCAAGAUGGUGGUUGGUGCCUUCCCUAUCGCCAAGCUGCUCUACCUUGGUGUACGGCAAAUGAGCAAACCUGUGGCGAACAGGAUUAAGGCAGGGGCUAGAAGAAGCGAGUUCUUCAAGAAUUACGUAUGCCUUCCACCAGCACAGUUAUACCACUGGAUUGAGAUGAGGACCAAGAUGCGGAUCAUGGGUUUCCGAGCCUCCACCAUCAAGCCCCUGAAUGAGGAGGCAGCAGCCGAACUGGGGGCAGAGCUGGUGGGAGAGGCCAUCAUCUUUGUAAUCGGCGGCGGCUGUAUGGUGUUGGAAUACAGCCGGCAAGCCAUGAACUCGCGACGAAAGGAAGACGAGCUAAACGAGACCAUCACUAGCCUACAGACACAGCUGGGAGAGCUUGCCCUAACCACAGAGACACUAGAUGCCCAGCUCAGAGAGAUGAACAGGCUAAUGUUAUCCUUCCCAAUCCCUGCUGCACCUGCUACCGUUUCAAAAUGAUAUAAAGGGUUCUUGGCUGAGUGACAAGGACUGUUUGUUAUUCUGUGUGUGGUGUACAACAGUACGGUACAGCACUUCCAUGUUAGUUACACAGCCUUUACAUCUCUGCCACCUAUAUGGAUCUGCCGUUCCGCGAGCGAUGGGAACAGAUCGAUACGCAUACUAGUGCUUUAUGUACCGUCAUCUGCACCUGUUUGAACAACCAGUUGUGAAAACAAUUUGCUAUGAUAUUCAUAGUUUAUAUCCAAUUCUGUAAGCAUGAUUGAAAAAGGCACCAUACAGGAAUUAUUUCAACAUAUCGUGCCCUUUGUAAUUUGGUUUAUUAAGCACUUAUGAUUAUAAACAUAAUUCCAUUAACUGUUUUAAUGUAGUUGGCUGUGGCAUUACAGAAUGGUAGAACAAUUAAGAGGUGUUUUUCCCCCCACAUUUAAUUUCAUUCACAAUUCUCUUCCUCUCCUAAAGAUGUGUGUCUACACACUGGAUCCAUGCACUAGUUGAAAAGAGUGUGUAUUAACGGUGCCUGUGGUGUGGGCAUACAAUUGUAAAAUAAUGAUGUAAAAUAAAUCU
This is a messenger RNA of Hypomesus transpacificus, 1071 nucleotides long. RefSeq names its product outer mitochondrial membrane lipid metabolism regulator OPA3 (gene opa3). The transcript is spliced from 2 exons. Lineage: Eukaryota; Metazoa; Chordata; Actinopteri; Osmeriformes; Osmeridae. Gene Ontology annotation, biological process: regulation of lipid metabolic process. Bases 19 to 504 code for a protein of 161 amino acids. Gene Ontology annotation, cellular component: mitochondrion. The record is from RefSeq and is a predicted model, not a curated record.